Gorilla gorilla gorilla (western lowland gorilla) is the source of this 2131-nucleotide messenger RNA. It is a transcript of the gene MRTO4, whose product is annotated as MRT4 homolog, ribosome maturation factor. Gene Ontology annotation, biological process: ribosomal large subunit biogenesis; nuclear-transcribed mRNA catabolic process; ribosomal large subunit assembly. The coding region runs from base 107 to 826 and encodes 239 amino acids. The record is from RefSeq and is a predicted model, not a curated record. Gene Ontology annotation, cellular component: preribosome, large subunit precursor; nucleolus. Gene Ontology annotation, molecular function: RNA binding. The transcript has 8 exons. Lineage: Eukaryota; Metazoa; Chordata; Mammalia; Primates; Hominidae.
GUCAGGCACACGCGAGGGGCAGCCCCCGAGGGCCGUCCCAGAGGCCCCCGCGCCGCCGGGGUCCUAACGGGGUGCACCGUCUUCCGCCGCACGUGGAUUCAGCGCGAUGCCCAAAUCCAAGCGCGACAAGAAAGUCUCCUUAACCAAAACUGCCAAGAAAGGCUUGGAAUUGAAACAAAACCUGAUAGAAGAGCUUCGGAAAUGUGUGGACACCUACAAGUACCUUUUCAUCUUCUCUGUGGCCAACAUGAGGAACAGCAAGCUGAAGGACAUCCGGAACGCCUGGAAGCACAGCCGGAUGUUCUUUGGCAAAAACAAGGUGAUGAUGGUGGCCUUGGGUCGGAGCCCAUCUGAUGAAUACAAAGACAACCUGCACCAGGUCAGCAAAAGGUUGAGGGGUGAGGUGGGUCUCCUGUUCACCAACCGCACAAAGGAGGAGGUGAAUGAGUGGUUCACGAAAUACACAGAAAUGGACUACGCCCGAGCUGGUAACAAAGCAGCUUUCACUGUGAGCCUGGAUUCAGGGCCCCUGGAGCAGUUCCCCCACUCCAUGGAGCCACAGCUCAGGCAGCUGGGCCUGCCCACCGCCCUCAAGAGAGGUGUGGUGACUCUGCUGUCUGACUACGAGGUGUGCAAGGAGGGCGAUGUGCUGACCCCAGAGCAGGCUCGCGUCCUGAAGCUUUUUGGGUAUGAGAUGGCUGAAUUCAAGGUGACUAUCAAAUACAUGUGGGAUUCACAGUCGGGAAGGUUCCAGCAGAUGGGAGACGACUUGCCAGAGAGCGCAUCCGAGUCCACAGAAGAGUCAGACACAGAAGAUGAUGACUGAAAGGGACUCGGGACUGAAGGUCUCCUGGAAGCUUCUGGGUCUCACUGGACCAUCAGGACUGCUGCUGCCCCUCUGGAGAGAGCAGCUUUUUAUUUGUCUGUAGACAGGGAACGUGAUGGGCACUGACCUCCUGUAAAGAAUAAAACUGUGGGCCGGGCGCGGUGGCUCACGCCUGGAAUCCCAGCACUUUGGGAGGCCGAGGCGGGCAGAUCAUAAGGUCAGGAGAUUAAGACCAUCCUGGCUAACACGGUGAAACCCCGUCUCUACUAAAAAUAGAGAAAAAAAACUAGCUGGGCAUAGUGGCAUGUGCCUGUAGUCCCAGCUACCCAGGAGGCUGAGGCAGGAGAAUCGCUUGAACCUGGGAGGUGGAGGUUGCCGUGAGUUGAGAUUGGACCACUGCUCUCCAGCCUGGGCAACAGAGAAAAACUCUGUCCCAAAAAAAAACAAAAAGAAUACAACCUUGCAGGAUGUCUCUCCUGGAGACAACGAGAGGGAGAGGAGGGAGAGGGCUGUUUCUUAGAAAAGAGGCCUUUGGUGAGCCCAGAAAUUUGAAACCAGCCUGGGCAAUUCAGUAAGAUCCCGUCUCUACAAAAAAUAAAAAAAAAUUAGGCGUGGUGCCACGUGCCUGUGGUCCCCACUGCUUGGGAGGCUGAGGUAGGAGAAUUGCUUAAGCCUGAGAGUUGGAGGCUCAGUGAGCCAUGAUCAUGCCACUGCACUCCAGCCUGGGUGGCCAUUGAAUUUGUUCUGCGUGGAUUGCCUCAGUUUGCCUUGUCAGCCAACUUCCACUGGCUGCCUUGGCACUGCCAUGACAGCACAGCUCCACACCAGAGCUGGGGUUUCUCUUCAGUCCUGGGUACCCCUUGGCAGAGGGAUUUGCUGAGGAAAAUUAGGUAUCCUUCCUAGCCCUCCACACACUUCCAAACCAGGGCUGCGGAUCUGAUGGAUGCCAGGAAGACAGCCUUGGGCUGAGAGUGACAUCACUGCAAGAGUCGAGAGCCAGCGUCUAAAGUGUCCACGGCAUCCUGGGAGGUUUUAUCCUUGGUGACUCUAAUGGUAGAUUUUUGUCCACCUUGUUCUAUUUGUUUUUGUUUGUUUUUGAUUUUUCUGUUUUAAAAUUUUAAGGAGAGAUGGGGUUUCACCAUGUUGCCCAGGCUGGUCUCAAACUCCUGAGCUCAAGCGAUCUACCCACCUUGGCCUCCCAAAGUGCUGGGAUUAUAGGUGUGAGCCACCGCAUCCAGCCCACAUUGUUCUAUUUGUAUUUCAUGAAAGCAGUUCUGAAUGAGAGUAAAUCAGCUUCAGGGUGUA